UUAUCUAUGAUAGUGAUUGUAAACGUUCUCAGCUUGCAGAUUUCCUGUAGCAUAUAUUAAGUAUUUUUUUCAGAAGAACCGCAUUUAAAAAAAUGCACAAUACUUGCACCAUGCACAGCUUGGUUACAUCACUACUAAUAUUUUAAUAGCCAGGAUUUUUGUUUCAUCAUAUUGGCACGUUUUUGUUGCACCCAUAAAAUUAAGUUAUGGCAAAAAAAUGGGCGCGCGGAUGUCGGACGACGUGGUGGCCGCCUGGGACGUGCCACUGAGCGACCGGGUGCACAGGAUAGAGUUUGAGCACGGGACGACAUCAGGCAAGCGUGUGGUGCGGCUGGACGGCAAGGAGCUGUUCCGCAGGGACUGGAUGUUCAAGCUGGUCGGUAGCGAGGAGUUUGACAUCGGCCGGGUGCACUGCGUCAUCAAAGUGGAGCCCUCGGGCGCCUUCUCCUACUCCUACGAGCUGGAGGUGGACGGCAAGACCUACGAGAAGUUCACGGAGCUGCAGACCAAGGCGAUGAAGACGUGGAUGGUGGAUGUUGGCGACGAGACGUACAGAGUUGUGCUAGAAAGAGACACAUUGGACGUUUGGGCAAAUGGUCAGAAACUUGAAGCGACAGGGGAGUUUGUGGACGAUGGAACCGAGACUCACUUCUCGCUCGGUGGUCACCCGGCGUACAUCAAGGCCGUGACUAGCGGCAAGCGGCGGGAGGGAAUCAUUCACAACCUGAUCGUUGACGAUGCCGUCAUUCCAGAGAUGGUCGACUGAUUGGACCAUCAUCCACCAUUAUUCUCACUGCUCCCUGGUAUUGCUUACUUGCAUUUUACAGCACUGUGUGCAGGAAACAGGUUGUAAUUACCUAUUCGUAAAGUAUGGUGUGUGUUUCUGGUGUAAUACAGUUUGUUAAAUGCAAACAAAUACAGACAAUCUCAAAUAUCUAAAAAAAAAUCUGUUAAGUUGUGCUGUAUCACUUUUUAAGCACUCACAUAUAGAAUAUUAUGGAUGUGUUUUAUCUUCAAAUUCUUAUCAAAUAAGUAAUAUUAUUUACUUGAGAAAAACAAGAUGUCCACGUUUGAUAUUUUGAUCCCGUGACUUUGAUUAGAAAGAUUUUAACUUUUUAAAACUUGUUAUAUGAAUGUAUUAUUUCAAAAAAUGUAUCAAUAAAAAAUGUAUGAUACAUAAA
Messenger RNA from Bacillus rossius redtenbacheri, 1181 nucleotides. RefSeq names its product fas apoptotic inhibitory molecule 1. The transcript has 4 exons. Gene Ontology annotation, biological process: negative regulation of extrinsic apoptotic signaling pathway via death domain receptors; canonical NF-kappaB signal transduction; positive regulation of neurogenesis. The record is from RefSeq and is a predicted model, not a curated record. Lineage: Eukaryota; Metazoa; Arthropoda; Insecta; Phasmatodea; Bacillidae. The coding region runs from base 218 to 766 and encodes 182 amino acids.